Coffea arabica (coffee) is the source of this 366-nucleotide messenger RNA. RefSeq lists its product as uncharacterized. NCBI's taxonomy places the organism in Eukaryota, Viridiplantae, Streptophyta, Magnoliopsida, Gentianales, Rubiaceae. The record is from RefSeq and is a predicted model, not a curated record.
AUGAAGAUUCUCAAAACAUAUGAAAAGGCUUUAGGACAGUUGAUCAACCUGGAUAAGUCUUCUGUCUUUUUUAGUAAGAAUAUGUCUAUGGAGCAAAGAAAAGAAGUGUGCAGCUCUCUGGGAGGAAUGGUAGAGAUGAAACAAGGCAAAUAUCUGGGACUGACUAUGGUGAUCUCUAGGACAAAGGAUCAGAUCUUUGGGUUCAUCAAGGAAAACAUAAGGAGAAAGCUUCAGGAUUGGAGGAAUAAGUUGCUAAGUACUGUAGGCAAGGAAGUGAUGCUCAAGGCAGUAUCAAUGGCAAUGCCUACUUAUGCCAUGUUGUUUUCAAACUGCCAAGGAAGCUGUGUAAAGACAUUAGCUCACUGA